Messenger RNA from Peronospora belbahrii, 1215 nucleotides. NCBI's taxonomy places the organism in Eukaryota, Oomycota, Peronosporomycetes, Peronosporales, Peronosporaceae. The record is from the annotation of a GenBank genome assembly.
AUGCGUAGCAAUAUCUCCACAUUCCGUCGUCAUAGGUUAUUGACAACCCCAUUCAAGCAUGUUGUUCCUCGCUUCUUCAUUGUUUCAAGCUCAAAGGAUCAAUCUGUCCAGCACUUUGCUUCUUUCUCAACUGGUUCAGUGAAUCUCCUAGCAUCUAUAGGCAAUACACCGUUGCUAGAGCUUACAUUACUAUCCAAACUUACUGGUUGUAAGCUUCUAGCGAAAGCCGAAUACACUAAUCCAAGUGGAAGUAUCAAGGACCGUGUGGCCAAGUCACUAAUAUUGGACGCUGAGAAACGCGGUUUGCUCAAACCAGGAGGAACUAUUAUUGAAGCUACCGGAGGUAGUACAGGGGUAUCACUUGCAAUGCUCGGUGCUUCUCGAGGUUACAAGACAGUGUUAACGAUGCCUGACAUUACUGCUAAGGAGAAGGUGCAGAUGAUGAAAACGAUGGGUGCUCAAGUGCACAUUUUGCCCACGACGUCCAUGUCGGACAAAGCAAAUCACUUUUUUCACGUCGCUCAACGUCUUGCAGAGACGAUUCCAAAUGCGUAUUGUCCUAAUCAGUUUGACAAUAUUGCAAACAUGCAAGCGCACUAUGAAGGUACAGCACCGGAGAUUUGGCGCCAGGUUCAAGGUGAGAUCCACGGAUUCGUGACAUCGGCUGGAACGUCGGGGACCGUUGCUGGUAUGUCAAGAUUCCUUAAGAAGCACAAGCCUGAUGCAAAGGUCUGGCUUAUUGAUCCCAAGGAAACUGCAGCCAUGUCUGCGUUUAUUAACAAUGACAGAUCGACAAGUACGAUCAAGGAUGGCUUUGAGAUUGUGCCCAUGGCAAGCGGAUGGACUAUCGCGGAAGGUGUUGCAGCGCUUUCGCGCGUAACGGAAAACCUGCGCAAGUCAAUUGUCGACCAAGCUAUCACUGCCACGAACCAAGAAAUCGUCGAUAUGGCAUAUUUCCUGCUGCGUAAUGAUGGCAUCUUUGUGGGGCCUAGCAGUGCGCUUAAUGUAUUGGGAGCGGUCAAAAUGGCGCGUGAGCUUGGUCCAGGCCAUACUAUUGUAACUAUCUUGGCUGAUGGUGGUAUUCGCUAUGGUAGCAAACUAUACAAUGAGGAAUGGCUGAAGGAACACAAUUUGGUGCCGCAUAAAGCUGCUACAAACAAGAAGAUAGUGUCGCUAGACUUUGUGCAUGAACAUAAGUUUCUGAAAGUCGUUUGA